Molecule: messenger RNA, 1560 nt
Organism: Seminavis robusta
Lineage: Eukaryota; Bacillariophyta; Bacillariophyceae; Naviculales; Naviculaceae
Source: the annotation of a GenBank genome assembly
AUGGUCCUACCCCGUUCCAAGCCUCGUUCCAAACCACGUCCCAAGCCACUGCACAAGAAUGUGGUGUUUCUGACACUGAUGGCACUCAUCGUCGCGUUCAUGAUGAUGUCAGUCAUUUUAUACGCGAGAAUCAAAGAGGAACCAGACGACGAUGAUCUCGUCCCCAAGAAUGGGAUAGAGCACCAUCACAAACAUCAUCAUCACCGUCAUCAUCAUCAUAAUCCUAAAGAACCACCUCCCAAGGACACUUCAUCCUCCUCGUCCUUAUCGGAGCAAUAUUUGGGAGUGCCGCCCGAACAAGCCAUUGCCAAAUUCCAAAAGGAUCAAGAUGAUGCCAAGGAGGCACGACGGAAACAAGGAAUCCUUACUCCCCGAGAAACGUUUGAACAAGAACGAUUCGAUCCUGAGGAUUGGGAACGAAUACUCAAGUCCGUACAGGCGCAGCGAAUACCCGAGAUUCCGAAUAUUCCGAAUAAAACGUUACAAGAAGAAGAAGAAGAAGAAGAGGAAGGGGACGAGGAAGCAGCGAGAGAACCAAUCUUGGUACCUUAUGAUAUUCAUGACUGUCCCUUGGAACCACCUCCCAAUUAUCCCGUGGCAUGGAAUGUCAUGCAAGUACUCGACAACUGGAAUCCCGAUGAUACCGAACUAUUGCCAAAGUAUAUUUAUCAAGGAGUUUGUGUCUUUGACUGGAACAAUCCAACACAUUCCCAAAAAGCUGAGAAUUAUCGACGACACGAACUACCCUUUGUUCUGCAAAACUACCCCGAAACAAUGCGUGCUGCCGAACGAUGGAUGACACCGGGCUAUCUACAAGAAUUAGCGGGCAAGGACGAAACCUUUCCCACGGAACAUUCCCGCAACAAUCAUUUUCUAUUUUGGAGCAACACGGCCGCUGUUACCAAAAAAACACCUCAAGACUAUGUCCCUCCCACCGACAUGGUCGACAUGACCUUGGCACAAUGGCACGAAAAAGCCGAUGAAUUGGAACACAAACGACGACAAACCCGACAAGAACACUGGUACUUGCGUCUCAAUGCCAUGUUGCACAAUCAUGCCUACUUGUACGAAGAAUUGCCAUUCUUUGAUCCCACCUUUGGAAAAUCCAUCACCAUGGUGAUACCCGAAGAACACCAGGGAAUCAAUUGCCGAUUUGGUAUGAAAGGGACAAUUGCCGAGGCUCAUUACGACUCCUAUAACAACUUUAUUGCCAUCUUGGGGGGACGACGAAGAUUCAUUCUGGCUCACCCCGACCAGUGCGAGAAUUUGGAACUCUAUCCUAUGGGUCAUCCAAGUGCCCGGCAUUCGCGGAUAAAUUGGUCCAAUGCCUACUCCAAGUGGCAUGAUAGUGAACGCCUCUUUGCUCAAACAAGAGUCAAUGAACUAAUAUUGCAGACUGGUGACAUUCUAUUUUUGCCCACAUUUUGGUUCCACUUCAUCGUAUCUCUUACCACAACCUAUCAAUGCAAUUCACGGUCUGGAUCUUCCAAGGAAUAUGAACACCACAUUAGCAAAUGCGGCUUUGGACCACGGACAGAAUACCAAAGAAAAGAAGUGUAG